AUGUUAACUUCAGUAGAGAGUAUUGUUUCCACCAUUGCAUUGGUAGAAUUGGUCCCUGGAGUGUUUGCUAACGCUUUCAUCGCCACAGUGAGCUGCGUUGCCUGCAUGAAGACACAGAAGCUCUCCUCGGCUGAUAAAAUUCUCUUUGCUGUGGCAGUCUCCAGGUUUGGCUUGCUCUGGGCAAUGAUAAUAAAUUGGUAUAUAUUUAUGUUUAAUCCCGGGUUACACGGGCCAGGAAGAGGCACUAGUAUCAUUUUUUGGAUAGUAAUGCAUCAUUUUAGCAUCUGGUUUGCUUCUGGCCUCAGCGUCUUUUAUUUGUUCAAAAUUGCCAAUUUUUCUAACCUUACUUUUCAUCACCUGCAGUGGAGAGUUGAAAGAGUUGUUCUGGCAGUACUACUAGGAAGUUUGGUCUUUUUGGGUUUUCAACUUGCGGUGGAAAUCACAGAAAACCGAAUAUUGAAGAAUACGUACGAAGGAAACAUGACGUUGAAGACUGAAUUGGGUGUCACUCAUGCUCUUUCCAGCCUGACUGUAUUCACCCUGGAAAACAUCAUACCCUUUACGAUGUCCCUGAUUUCCCUCCUGCUGUUAAUCUUCUCUCUGUGGAAACAUCUCAAGAAGAUGAAGUUCAAUGGCACAGGGUCCCAAGAUGCCAGCACCAAGGCCCACAUAAAAGCCAUGCUCAGUGUGAUUUCCUUCCUCUUGCUGUUCACCAUUUCGGUCUUCUGUCUAAUUAUACCAGCGUGGCUGUUGAAGAUGCUUCAGAACCAGAAGACGCUCCUGCUUCUUCAGAUGAUUUCAAUUACCCUUCCGUCAAGCCACUCCCUUAUCCUGGUCGUCGUAAACCCAAAGCUAAAAAAGGCCCUUUUGUCGCUGCUUGGGCAAUGGAAGGAAAGGUUGGGGCUGACAUAA
This is a messenger RNA of Echinops telfairi (small Madagascar hedgehog), 912 nucleotides long. Its product is annotated as taste receptor type 2 member 19-like. Gene Ontology annotation, cellular component: membrane. NCBI's taxonomy places the organism in Eukaryota, Metazoa, Chordata, Mammalia, Afrosoricida, Tenrecidae. The transcript has a single exon. Bases 1 to 912 code for a protein of 303 amino acids. Gene Ontology annotation, molecular function: bitter taste receptor activity; G protein-coupled receptor activity. The record is from RefSeq and is a predicted model, not a curated record. Gene Ontology annotation, biological process: detection of chemical stimulus involved in sensory perception of bitter taste; sensory perception of taste; G protein-coupled receptor signaling pathway.